GUCUUUCUCACAGGAUCAGAGGUUGCAGCAAUGGAACUGAUCUCAACAUCAGUUGGCAAGUUUACAGUUGAUCUUUUCAACAAGCUGAAUGAGGCCAACAAGGGCAAAAACAUUUUCUUUUCCCCCUGGAGCAUAUCAUCCGCUCUGGCUCUGAUGUACCUGGGUGCAAAAGGCAAUACAGCAAUAGAGAUGGCAGAGGUUCUUCAUUUCACUCAAGCAGCAAGAUCUGAAGGCUCUUCUUCUGUGGCCAGACCUUCUCGGGGGAGACCAAAGAGAAGAAAAAUGGAUCCUGAGCACAAGCAAGCUGAAGAUACCCACUCUGGCUUCAAAGAGCUCCUGACUGCCAUCAACAAACCCAGAAGCACUUACUCACUGAAAACUGCCAACCGCAUUUAUGUGGAAAAAACUUUUGCAUUAUUGCCUGUAUACAUACAGCUCAGUAAGAACUACUACAAAGCAGAGCCACACAAGGUUAGCUUUAAGACAGCACUGGAACAAGCCAGAAAGGAAAUUAACACUUGGGUUGAAAAACAAACUGAGGGCAAAAUCAAGAAUCUGCUGAAUCCACGAGAUGUGGCAACCUCCACGAAGCUGAUCCUAGUAAAUGCUGUUUACUUCAAGGCAGAAUGGGAAGUGAAAUUUCCGGAAGAGAAUACAGUUUUGCAACCCUUCCGACUGAGCAAGAACAAGACCAAGCCUGUGAAGAUGAUGUGCGUAAGAAAUACAUUUCCAGUUCUCAUCAUGGAAACACUGAAUUUCAAAAUGAUUGAGUUGCCAUACGUGAAACAUGAACUCAGUAUGUUCAUCCUCCUUCCUGAUGACAUCAAAGAUGCCACUACAGGUCUUGAACAGCUGGAGAGAGAACUCACAUACGAGAAGCUGUCCGAAUGGACUGAUUCCAAGAAGAUGACUGAAACUCUUGUGGAUCUAUACCUACCUAAGUUCACACUGGAGGAGAGAUACGACCUUGGUGAUAAUCUGGGCAGCAUGGGAAUGCUCAGCGCCUUCAGCAGCAAUGCUGAUUUCAGUGGAAUGGCUGAGAAGGGUGAUGUGCUCAUCUCCAAAAUUAUUCACAAGUCUUUUGUUGCAGUUGAUGAGAAAGGCACUGAGGCAGCUGCUGCUACUGUAACUGUAACAGUAACAAGUCUACCAGUUAGCCAUGCUCUGAAAUUUAAGGCUGACCACCCUUUCCACUUCUUCAUCAGACACAACAAAUCCAAGAGCAUCCUUUUCUUUGGCAGAUUCUGCUCUCCCCUAGAAUGAGUUAUUACUUGCUCCUAGACAGCACCCUAUGUUCACUGUUCAAUGGAAAAAUAUGAACUGCAGUGUUAAAAGCUCAACCUUAAGCCAUGUAGCCAUAUGUGCUGAAAGUGUAUGUCCUUUUUCUUCCUUCCGAAGUAAGGCAGCACCCAGAAACCACCCUGUGCCUCAAAGACCACCCCUCUACUGCUCCUAACUGUUCUAAUCAGACAGCCCUCCACAGAUAACAAGUGCAGAGUUUUGCUCCCUUGCAUUAAACCUGCUCUUCUGGCUUUGUUAUUUGAGAGUAAGGUGGAGCCAUAAAAGCUCUCUGCACACAGGCUUUCACCCAGCCUUAUGCCAAAUAUGACUUCAAAGGAAAUGCAGUUUGCACUCUUCAAUCUCCCAGAGAGGAAAACCAGAUUGUUGGAAGUUAAAAAAAAAAAAAAAAAUACAAACCCAGAAUAAUCUCAAAAUACCCCUUACCUUCUCCUUACAACACACAUAUAGAAAAAUUACAUUCCUCCUCUCCUGCCCCUGAAGCUUCAUGAAAAAAACAAGGCAGUGAAGGCAAAUAGUCCAGCCCUUAACAUUUAAUUGCUGACUUCUAAUCUGCUUGCAUUUUUCCUCAGUUUUCUCAACUUUGUAGUUUAAGGUUGCUGAGAGUUCCAACCAGAAAAAUGCUGAAAAAACUACGAGCAACAUGCUUUUUUGAUACUUCUUAUUGAUAUGCAAUCUAAAACAUCAGAAUUAAAACCUCCUCCCUCUUUUUAAUUUUACCUAAUUAUACCUGUUUCCUGGCUAAUAUCUGCAUGGUUUCCUUGGUACCUGUAUUUUUGACCAGUAUAUGAUUAGUAACUUAUGAGUGCAUCUCAGCAAAGAUAGUCAUAGUAUUGAUCGAAACACCAGUGAGAUUUUGAUUGAUGCUUUACUUCAUAAGCUUACCAUGACCUGCAUUUAAUACAAUAAAUUAACCCGGAGUUG
Molecule: messenger RNA, 2223 nt
Organism: Pezoporus flaviventris
Lineage: Eukaryota; Metazoa; Chordata; Aves; Psittaciformes; Psittacidae
Product: heterochromatin-associated protein MENT-like
Exons: 9
Coding region: 31-1263 (410 amino acids)
Biological process (GO): negative regulation of endopeptidase activity
Molecular function (GO): serine-type endopeptidase inhibitor activity
Source: RefSeq, a predicted model, not a curated record